This is a messenger RNA of Chaetomium fimeti, 1099 nucleotides long. RefSeq lists its product as uncharacterized. The coding region runs from base 56 to 1099 and encodes 347 amino acids. The transcript has a single exon. NCBI's taxonomy places the organism in Eukaryota, Fungi, Ascomycota, Sordariomycetes, Sordariales, Chaetomiaceae. The record is from RefSeq and is a predicted model, not a curated record.
GGGUCCAGCUUGCUAAGUACAACUACAACCACGCACAACACUCCCAUUUCUUAUCAUGGCACCCGGGCAGACCUUUCCCCGGUUUAAAACUCUCCCCGUAAAUAUCCAACAGGAAAUUUGGAGACAAUGCAUGAAAGUCGUUAUAGCAGGCCCGUCAAUGCUGAUGCUGGAUUUGGUUCGACAAAACUUGUGCCUGGAUGACGAACGUCGUUUGGUCGCUGAAGCUUCCCAAAAGGCGAUAGAGGCUAAAGGUCCGGACUGGGAGUCCCUACCGGAUGAGGCGAAGGACCUGGUGGUAAAGGAAGCAGAACUGGUCGCAGCUCGCAAUCACCGUGCAUCCCUGGUUGGGGUUACCUUGCCCAAGGAGAGAGCCGCAUCCCAAUUUUCGGCCUACUGGCAACUCGGUGAAAUUGCUUCGGUCUGUCUGGAGGCUCGUCAGAGCCUGGAACGUUUCCAUACAGGAGGCGUGGCCGACAUAAUUGCGAUGUGGGAUCCCAGAAAAACCGUCGUGUGUCUUCGGACUUUUACCGACCACGGGUCGCCCUGGUCACGUCCGCAAAUACGCCCAGCGGCGGGCGAGCCAUUCUUUACGGCCGACAAAGAGUCGAAGCGGCAAGUGGCCUACGUCACCAUUGACAAUGAGUCUGGCUGGUACGCGCACUCCAGAGUGAAGAUAGCAAUGGACCCGGCCCGGUGCGCCCCGCUGGGGGAUUCCUGCCCGGAGCUCGCAGCUAUGGAAAGAGUCGCGUUUUUCUAUGCGGUGGCGACUCUCCGUGGUAAUAAGUCUUACAGGACUUGGGCCGGCCUCGAAGACCUGUGGCCCUUUAACUUUCCGAACCUGAAGGAGCUUUACAUGAUUGAUGAGUCAAUAUCACUCCAAGUCGGGUUCCCAAGCCCUCCAGAGUCGACAUUAAAGAUUGAGGGGUAUGACGCUACUUUCUAUGAGGUUACUGAGGAGGACGGGGAUACUUGGAGCCCGUCUCCUGGUGUGUUCGCUCAAGUUGAGUACAUAAAAGAGGGAUUCGAGGAGUGGGCCAGGCCUGGAGAUACUCUCCCUGCUGUCAAGGUCCUCGCUUGUAUUCCGCAUUCCAAACAAUAG